CUUUUCUCCGACAAAAAUGGAGUGAAGAAAGGAAUUAUGAUCAGUAAGAAUAUGGUUAUCUUACAUAACGGUCUCUAUUCUGUUUGAAUUGAGCUUGAGAGGCAGUGAUAAGGACGAGCUGCAACCAAUUCAUAGUGAGAAGAGAGCUAUGAAGUGUGAUCAUGUCUUAUUUCAAGUUAGAAGGCAAAUCAUGCUCGAGAUGGCAACUCGCUGAUAUGGCUGGUGCAAGGAAUGAAGCCAUCAUUAGAAUUCAGACUGACAACGGGGAGGGAUGC
Messenger RNA from Linum tenue, 275 nucleotides. The record is from the annotation of a GenBank genome assembly. NCBI's taxonomy places the organism in Eukaryota, Viridiplantae, Streptophyta, Magnoliopsida, Malpighiales, Linaceae.